GAGAAAACAGCUGCAAUUCCAGUGACACGGAGCAAAACCGUCACCAACUCGUGUCGUCCGACCAACAUAACAUAAUGCACAGUGGYAGCUGCGGGGGCGUUGGUGGUGGAGGAAACGCUGGAGGAGGUGGAGGAGUAGGGGGCGGAAUAGGAGCUGGUGGUGGAGUUGGAGGCCCACCUCAACAGCGUAGAUCAGCCGACAUUGAUGAUAUGAGCGGCGGUGGGUGCGGCGAUAGCAGCGACGGCGAACCGGACGAUGAGCAACUAUCCGGUGGCCGAGCGAGCACGUCACCCGCGGCCGCGGCCGGUGGUAUGUCGCCGCCUGACAAGAAAAAGCACCGCCGGAACCGCACCACAUUCACCACCUAUCAGCUGCACGAGCUGGAGCGAGCGUUCGAGAAGUCUCACUACCCGGACGUGUACAGCCGUGAAGAGCUGGCCAUGAAGGUCAACUUGCCGGAAGUCAGGGUCCAAGUGUGGUUCCAGAAUCGAAGGGCCAAGUGGCGCAGACAGGAGAAGAUGGAGGCGGCAAGGCUGGGCCUGAACGACUACGUGCACUCGACGAUGACCGGUUCGCUUAGCCGUAUGCCCGGGUCCAGCCUGGCACUGCCUGUCGACCCGUGGCUAUCACCGCCGCUGCUGUCCGCGCUUCCAGGUUUCUUGUCGCACCCGCAGACGGGUUACCCGAGCUACCUGACGCCACCGGUGGUGCACUGCGGGCCGCCGUCGUCCGCACAGAAGUCGCCGCCAUCACCGCAACAACAGAUCACCAUCGCCACGCCACCGUCGUCUUCGUCGCUGUCCACGUCUUCAUCGUCCGCGGUAUCUACUGCCGAUCCCAGGACAUCGUCUAUAGCUGUGCUCAGGCUCAAGGCAAAGGAGCACGUGGAGUCCAUCACGAAAGGCAUGCAAAUGGUCUAAGAGCCCCCUCCCCCCUCCCCCAGCGAUACUUAUGUACCCAGGUGUAGGUGCCAUCGUAACAAGCGAAUAAUAACAACAAUAAUAAUAAUUAUUAUUAUUAUAUGAAGUCCCUGAUUCAUAUACGAAACAAUUUGCUAAGUAUAUACUUAUUUAUGGAUAUGUACAAAAUACCAAAAAACACUACAACAAUGAUAAAUGACAAAAUACUCAUAUAUUUAUAUUAUAUAUAAACUAAAUUUGAAUAUUAUUACAAAAAAAAAUUAUACCAAUCAAAUGAACAACUAGUUUUUAAAUUGGAAACAUCUGUGGUCUUUUAUUUUGAACAAAUCCUUAAUAUUUUCACGAUUUUGUUCAAUGUUUAAGUUUUGUUCUAUAAUACGCAACUUCAUAAUAUCUACGCUAUUAAGCGGCACUUAAUGCUUCCAAUAUAAUAUUUUUCUUCCAACUGCCGAAAAUAUAUCAAGUAAGUUAAGAAUAUAUAUGGUCGUAUAUACAUGUAAUAUAUCUAUAAAAUAAAAAUUAAUAAUAAG
Diuraphis noxia (Russian wheat aphid) is the source of this 1450-nucleotide messenger RNA. RefSeq lists its product as uncharacterized. The record is from RefSeq and is a predicted model, not a curated record. Gene Ontology annotation, molecular function: RNA polymerase II cis-regulatory region sequence-specific DNA binding; DNA-binding transcription factor activity, RNA polymerase II-specific. Lineage: Eukaryota; Metazoa; Arthropoda; Insecta; Hemiptera; Aphididae. Gene Ontology annotation, biological process: positive regulation of transcription by RNA polymerase II.